AUUCGUGGUGCUCCACUUCAACUGCCUCCUCACCUUCGGCUCCUACUUCUGCUUCGACAUCCCCAGCGUCCUGCAGGAGCAGUUCCAGGGGGUGAGCUUGGGAAUGACACCUGCACAGUACAAUUUGCUGUAUGCCAUCUAUGCUUGGACAUGAGUCACAAAUGCAGUCGUGGUUAUUCUGGCUGGAUUCCUGAUUGAUAAACUAGGAAAUUGCUUUGGUGUCUUUAUUUUCUCUCUUCUGACUGUGCUGGGAUCAUCGAUCUUUGCUUUAGGCUCACAUUUCAAGGGGUCACCAUACCUCCUACCGAUGAUGUUAACAGGAAGACUGCUCUUUGGCUCUGGGAAUGGGUCACUGACUAUUGUGCAGAACCGUAUCACAGCUUUCUGGUUCAAGGGGAAGGAACUGGCACUGGCAUUUGGACUGACUCUGUCUUUCUCCCGUCUUGGGAGCGUCCUCAACUUCUUCUUCACCCAGCAGUUUGAGGCAAAAUUUGGAAUGCAGUGGACACUCUGGGGAGGUACCCUGCUCUGUGCGCUUGGUUUUGUUUCAGCCCUCACAGUCAGUGUACUAGAUAAAGUGGGCAUGAAGCAACUGGGCUUGGAUGGGCUUAUCCAGGAAGAAUCCAAAAAAGUGCGCAUUCAGGACAUCCGUCAGCUUCGCCUUCACUACUGGCUCCUGGUCUUCACCAUCCUGUUCUUCUACAAUGGACUCUUCCCUUUUGUGGCCGACGCCAGCAAGUUUAUCCAGGAUAAAUAUCCUGGUUAUAGUCAGCAGACAGCUGCUUAUAUUGCUGGGGCAGUGUACGACAGCUCCCUCGUUCUCUCUGCAGCAGUUGGCAUAUUAAUUGACUAUGUUGGACUGAGAGGUGUCUUUGCUGUUAGCUGUGCUGCAUUGACUCUGCCAGUCUUCACUCUCCUGGCAUUUACGUUUGUUCCCCCGUUAGUCUCUACCGUCUGGCUGGGGAUUACUUACUCCUUUGCUGCUGCCAGCAUGUGGCCAUCCAUACCUCUUGUGGUCCCACAAGCAACUUUAGGGACAGCUAUGGGGCUUGCAAGGUCUGUGCAGAUGGUUGGAGUUGGCCUUUCAAAUCUGAUCGUUGGACACAUUCUCGGAACGAAGUCCAGUGAACUAAAGAUCCCCCUGUGGCGCUGGCAACAGAUGAUGAUCUUAAUCUUGGCAAACACUGUCGCCUGCAUUGUUGCCUCGGUUAGCCUCAAUGUUGUGGACAAGAAACAGGGUGGGACACUGAACAGAACGAGAAAGGGAGCACCUGUGGAGCAGGAGGACAGAGACCCAGCUCCCCUCCUUGAUGAUGAAACAGGAAACAAAGGCUCUGUCAUCUGA
Molecule: messenger RNA, 1345 nt
Organism: Eurypyga helias (sunbittern)
Lineage: Eukaryota; Metazoa; Chordata; Aves; Eurypygiformes; Eurypygidae
Product: major facilitator superfamily domain-containing protein 1-like
Exons: 12
Biological process (GO): transmembrane transport
Molecular function (GO): transmembrane transporter activity
Source: RefSeq, a predicted model, not a curated record